This is a messenger RNA of Engraulis encrasicolus (European anchovy), 2424 nucleotides long. RefSeq names its product inositol polyphosphate-5-phosphatase L (gene inpp5l). Lineage: Eukaryota; Metazoa; Chordata; Actinopteri; Clupeiformes; Engraulidae. The record is from RefSeq and is a predicted model, not a curated record. The transcript has 17 exons. Bases 669 to 1859 code for a protein of 396 amino acids. Gene Ontology annotation, molecular function: inositol-polyphosphate 5-phosphatase activity. Gene Ontology annotation, biological process: phosphatidylinositol dephosphorylation.
CCUGCGCGAGAGAGCCACAAAACAGCCGCCUCGCCGCCUCCUCCUCGCGCUAGCCAGGCAGGAACUGCAGCACAGCACGAGCCGAGCACAGCAGAGCAGAGCAGCAGAGCCGAGGCAACGGAGGAAGCCUCCUCGAGCCCAGCCCGGUUGGUUAGACUUAAGAACCUCAGAGUCUUUAGUCCAAUUAGCGCGAAGAGAGAGCUGCUCAAAUCCCUGCUGGUGUGUGUUAGCGUGAGUGUGUGAGUGUGUGUGUGCGCGGUUGAACCGUUGAGCUGACUUGGCCGACUCUCGGCUACAGCUACGACGAAACGGUGAAUCAACCAAGACGUUGCCUCCUUCUUCCACGAACCACCGCCGACUGCUGCCUGCCUGCGUGAGGAAGACAACCCCCUUCUCUUCUCUUCUCUUCUCUUCUCUUCUCCUCUCCUCUCGUUGAAACCUCCUCAGGAUGAAACAUGCCGUGUGUGAACUCUGUUCUGGGAGCCAGAUAGAUUCAGCCGCUAUAUAAUCUAGUCUACCGUAAGCCGUUUGUGUUGUUCAACGCCAACGCGUUUUCUUUGAGGUGGAAGGAGCCCAGUAGGCUUUAGAACUAACACACACACACACACACACACACACACACACACUCACAUCCUCUCGUGGACUAUUUCUGGAAUUCGAUCUUUAUCAUGGAGGAGAGCAACUACACCGAUGUCUUGCUCGUCACCGCCAACGUUGGCUCUCUAUUUGACAACGUGGGGGAGAUGGAGAAGGACUGGCUUAGAGAACUCUACACGGCUAUCCAGACCUACAGGCCGCGCUUCGUGGCGUUGCACUUCCAAGAGGUCGGAGGAAAAGAAUACCAGAGCAACAUGGAACACGCCGAGAACUUCUUCAGGAGUAUGGAGUCGUCUGAGGAGAUGAGGGAUUUCGACCGCGUGUGCACCUACGUAGACAGCCACUUCAAAUGUGUAGACAGCUUCACUGCUCUGGGCAGCAUGUAUUUCAUCCACAAGAGUUUGAAGAACAUCUACCAGUACGACUUCAACAGUCGUGACUUUAAGCCGGUGGCGGGCCACACUAAGUGUGUGGGGUCUCUGGAGGGAGUGACUACCGUGCAGAAGGAGAAAUUCCCAAAGAACUUCUGGCCAGACUUCAAGUGGUCCAGGAAAGGCUACAUGAGAACACGGUGGCUCAUUCAUAACCAGGGUAUGGACCUAGUGAAUGUUCACCUCUUCCACGACGCUUCAAACCUGAUCGCCUGCAACUCCAGCCCCUCAGUGUACUCAGGCAACCGCAAGAAGGCCCUGCGAUACGUCAUCAACAGGAUAUGUGACAGCAGUGACUCUCCCCAGCCCUACUUCCUGUUCGGGGAUUUCAACUUCCGAUUGGACACAUCCAGCCUGGUGCAGCAUCUGUCUAUCUCAGCGGACGUUCAGACGGUGAAGAAGGACAGUAGCAACGAGGUGGAGAGGAUCAUAUGCGAAGAGAAGGACAACGACCACAAGAUUCUUCUGCAGAUUGAGACCAAGCUGUUUGCCUACCUGCACCAGGCCGUCUUCAGAGAGGACAACGGGAAAGCGCUGCUGAAGUAUGAUAAGGAGAUGGAAGCCUUCAAAGACGUGAUGUCAGAAGAGGACAUCCCCUUCCCGCCCAGCUACCCCUACAGUGAAGACUACAGUGAGCCAACACAGUACAUGAACACGCGCUGCCCGGCCUGGUGUGACAGGAUCCUCUACUCACACACCGCACAGGAGAUCAUGCACAAGAGGCAGGAGGGAGAGCCGAAUGUGGUGUACAACACUCUGGGCCCGAACGUCUGCAUGGGAGACCACAAGCCUGUGUUCCUGUGUUUCCCCUUGAAGACAAAUGCACCUUGACUUGGAACACCACAUUCAACCUCGACAUGCCGAACACGCUCAGAGGAGACACACCAAGCACCAUCACAUGCAGUAUCACUCACACACACACACACACUCUCACACACACACGCACACGUGUUAGCAUUAUAAGAGUGGAAUUCUUUCUCACACUUCAUCUGUUUCAUUAUCAAAGGACUAAAGGCACACACACACACACACACACACACACACACACACACACACACACACACACACACACACACACACUGCAUAGCCAUCCAAGACAUGUGAUCACACACACACUCUCCCCUGUGCUGGAGCCCACUGCUGGAGCAGGUGGAGGUGUGUGUGUGUGUUUUCUGCAGCUGAGCUCCCGUUUCCAUGGAUACCCAACGACAACACACAUCGCUAUGGCAACAGCCGUUGCUGUGGAGGAUGCGGCAGGUUCCAGACUCCAUGGAGACACACACACACACACACACACACACACACACACACACACACACACACACACACACACACACACACACACACACACCUUCACCUCAUUGCUACAACACACAAGUGUUUACAUGCUAGUAUU